CCGACCUAAAUAUGUAUCACCCUCAAUAUGCAUAAAAAGCAAACUCAGCACUGAGAAAAUUAUCAUUCCUCAGUUAAUUCUUCAGCUGACUAAUAGUAACCAAAAAAAAACCAAUCUAACAAUGAAAGUUAUUGCUGUGUUCGCUGCCCUCUUUGUGGCUUCCGUGAUGGGAUCUGGAGGACUUGUUGAGAACCACCUCGUCCACAGUGAGAAAUUCGGACAUGCUCUCUUCAGAGCUGGAUUUGACGCUCCCCUUAUCCACAAGGAACUUCACCACCCAAUUGCCUAUGAUGCUCACGUCUACGAUGGACACUAUCCACGCUUCUACAAUGGUGAAUUCCCUCACUUCUACGAUGGCACAUACCAUCACGACCUCCAUCUGGACACCUACAACCUGCGUCACUUGCCCUACGAUUACCGUUACAAGAACGGAGAAGCCGUCACCACUGACUUCCGUUACAACCUCCCAUACGGAUAUUCCCACCGUGAUUAUCUGUACUAAGUCAUCUGGCCAUGUUUGAUCUGUUGAGUGCCAUUUGGUGAAUAAACACAAAUUUGUAAAUUUAUAACUUAAAAGCCUGUUUUUUUUUACUUA
Messenger RNA from Phlebotomus papatasi, 595 nucleotides. RefSeq lists its product as uncharacterized. The coding region runs from base 122 to 502 and encodes 126 amino acids. The transcript has 2 exons. The record is from RefSeq and is a predicted model, not a curated record. Lineage: Eukaryota; Metazoa; Arthropoda; Insecta; Diptera; Psychodidae.